Melampsora larici-populina 98AG31 is the source of this 1578-nucleotide messenger RNA. RefSeq lists its product as uncharacterized. The record is from RefSeq and is a predicted model, not a curated record. Lineage: Eukaryota; Fungi; Basidiomycota; Pucciniomycetes; Pucciniales; Melampsoraceae. The transcript has 3 exons. Bases 212 to 1051 code for a protein of 279 amino acids.
GCGCAUAAUACGAAUUCAUUACAAAUCAUUUUGAUGAAUAUCUCGAGUUUGCUUGAUCAGUGGAUAUUUGAGUGAAUCCGAUUUUAGCGGAUGAUCAAAUUCAAAUUUGCAUACAAGGUUUUCUAUUUCAAUUUUCAACUUGAACUGAUCAGAUAGAUAAGAACAGGAUAGAAGCACUAUUGGAUUAUUCACUUCAUUCACUUUUACACUCAUGAACACUCAUCCUACUCUCACAUUCCAUCCAAGUUCAUCUUUACAUUCUCAUUCGAUUCAUCAUCAUCAUCAUCAAGUUGAAAUCGAUGAAGGUCAAGAGAAUGGAAUGAACUCUAAUGUUCAUCUUUCAUCCAAUCCGAUGGCUUAUCAUAACUUUGAUGAAAUGAUUAGUCAAGUGAUUGAAACUAACUUGAAUCAACAUUUUCAAUCGGUUGAUCAUCUCAAAGUGAAUGCUAAGCCAUUGGUCGAACGUGAUCCGAAUUGGCUUAUUGAACCUGAGUUUAAGUUGAAGACAUCCCAAGAACUUCCCAAUGAAAGUUUAACACCUAAUUCGAUGACCACUACUCCUACUACUACUAAUUCAACUUCAAAACAAUCUAUCAAUUUACUUACUAUUAUUGAUCAACCAACUAUUCUUUCAAAACCUCAAGUUCAUCAAAUUCCAAAAUUCAUUAGAGCUUCAUCUGAUUCAGCUCAUCUUAAAGCUAUCAAGCCUGAUCAAUCAGUUUGUAGUGAUCGAGAAAUUAACUUUAAUUCAAUCUCAACUCCAUUACAUCCUCAAAACGAUCCUAGGUCUCAACUUACUCAAUGGCGUGAGGAAGCAAUUGAAUAUGUUAGAAAGAGAGAAGAGAUUUUAGCUUGGAUUAAUGGUUUGCCUGGAUCGUUUGGUCUGGAUGAAAUUCAUCAGGCUAUUGAUUGGGAAGUUGUGAAGGAUGAAGAUGUGGUUGAGGGGAUUGUGAAGGAUGGUUUGGAUGAUCAACUGGUUCAUUUAUUGGCAUCUGAUCUUGAUGGUCUCAAGAUUGAAAAAUUAGAACCAAUCCAUCAAACUUCUUUAUAGAUUAUUGAUUCACUCUUGUUUUUUUUCGGAUUAAAGGAUUAAAAUUAUCGGAUUUCAUGGUUAGACUUGAAACACACUGCUUUAUCUUUCUUCAUACCUGUAGAUUCUUGACUCUUUUUCCCUUUUAUUCACGAUUGAAGUUUUUUUUAAAGGGUUCGAAUUCUUAAGUUUGAUUUUGGUUCUUCUUUUUAUUUGAUCUGAAACUUUUUUUUUCUCAAUUCUUUUACUUUUGAUCAUCUUGUUUGAUUCUUUUUCUUCUUCUUAGAAAUCUUAUGUUUUUCUCUAAACCGCAUCGCAUUAGUACCUCUAGUUCUUUCGAUUUUCUUUAUACAUUCAUUUUAAGUAUGUCUGGAUUUUUUUCUUUGGAUUUACAAGAUGUCAGUUUUCUUACAUCUUUCGCUUUUUUCUUUCUCUUUCUCUUUUUGUUUGGAUUCUUUGAAGUUUUUUUUUGAAUUAUUCUUUUUUUUCUUACUUUCGUCUUGUAUUGUAUUGAAAUAUCAUUUGAACUAAAGAUAUGUUCUUGAACC